Messenger RNA from Kluyveromyces lactis, 2202 nucleotides. It is a transcript of the gene IRC8, whose product is annotated as Irc8p. The record is from RefSeq and is a predicted model, not a curated record. NCBI's taxonomy places the organism in Eukaryota, Fungi, Ascomycota, Saccharomycetes, Saccharomycetales, Saccharomycetaceae. The transcript has a single exon. Bases 1 to 2202 code for a protein of 733 amino acids.
AUGGUUUCAUACCUUCGAGAAUGCAUUGUGCUAACAGGAUCUCUACUUAACAUGGCUACUGGAAGUCUAUCAAUUGCUAUGAUUUGUCUGCGAAGCUAUUGGAAAGAAAUGUCUAGUAUUAUUAUAAUUGCGUGCUCAUCGAUGCUAUGCGGCAUAUGCCAAUUGAUGCAGUUAGGUCUGCGAUACAGAUUACUAAAAACUCUAAAUACAUUGAUCACUAUAACGAUUCUGGUAACGUUCGGAGCGUCUGUGUCACACUGUUAUUAUUUGCUGCACAAUUUCAAGAUAGAAGAGCUAAAUAUUCCCUUGAUGAGAGCACAUCUGGGAGUUCUACUGGCUGCCAUGCUAUUGGGUGGAAUGCAAUUGAAUAUCAUUAUGCUCGAACCUGUUCCGAAACAAAACGUCACUGAUGUCGAAAAAGAGGCACCUACUACCUACGCUAAAGGAGAUAUCAAAGUGUGCAAUCAAACCAGAGAGAGAUUCGUUUCCUUAAAGGCAAGUGCACAGACGCUGACACCUGAGCUUGAAAUCGCUAUCGAAAAAAACUGGAUGAAUGAAUACCCAACUAAUUAUUCCGGUUCUGAUGCUACAUCAACACCUUCUGUCAUCAAACAUAAGCUACCUUAUCAAAGCGUCGUAGAUGCAUCCAACCACACGCUCAAAAGUAAAUUAAAAAAUUCCUCGUUCACCGCCAUUAGUCCCACAUCAAAGAAACAGGUUUUCGAAAAAAUACAGAGGAAGUUCUCCAUCAAAUCACCUACUGAUAAAGAUAAACAGAGUCCUUCUAACCCAAGGACCCCUGAAUCCAUUUCUUAUUUGGAAACUGAAAUAGACGCGAAGUACGUCACGCGACUAUCAACCAUUCCAGAUGUAUCUAAAAGUUAUCUUAACAUACUGAAACAAACUAACGAAGUUAAUAGUGCGAGGUCAGUGUGUUUAUAUGACUCUGAUGAUAUAGAUGGCAAUCUCCUGAAAAUGGAAAAGGAUGCAAUUAAUCUUUAUAAUAGUGUGCUACUCCCAUCUAUCUUGCAUAAUCCGAAAGCAUUAGAGCCCACAGUUAAUUCAUCGCCACCUGGAAACGAAGUAGUCAAAUACAAUGAUAUGAGGGAUUCGGCUCCGUCGAAUCAAAAUGAGGAGGAAAGUGAUGAUGUUUUAGAACAAUUACUAGAAAAUGAUUUGCAAAUUCAACCGGAGCACGCCGUAUAUUCUACUCAAAACUCAGUGUCUCAGCCAGCCUUGAAUACGGAUAUCGGUAACAGCACAAUUACGAUUGAUUACUGGAACAAGAAUAAAGACAUGCUGUUGAACAGAGAAAAGGAUCACACACAACCAGCUGAUCAAUUAUACCCCGCCUUCGAUAUUGACACCAGCUUCAGCUUCCCACUGAAAAAGACUACCUUCCCCCAAGGCCAUGAAAUGUACGACGGUGACGAUGAGGUGAUGAGUUUUGUCGACAGAGCAAUUCACCCUCAUGAAACUGGGUUGAUGGAAGAAGGCUUGAAACAGAACACAUCUCCAAUAGUUCCGGCGUUGUAUUCCCACAUAGAACAUUCCCCAACAAAGUCCAUUUCAUCAAUUGUCACUGCCAUCAGAACCCCUAUUAAGUUCAAUUCUGGUGCGUUUUCUACGCAAGACGGAAGAGACGAUUCCCAAAUAUCCCUUUACUUAAGUAACAAUAACUCAAGGCAAUUAAGUUCUGUGCAAUCAUCGCCAACUAGGUUGAAGAAAAGACUAAGUCAAAGACUUUCAAGAACUAAUUUGAGAAACGACGAAGAAUCACAUGGUAACAUGCAUUUCCACUCCAAGUCAUUAACCCUAACAAGCUUCCAUCAACAUCAACACUCAAAUUCCAACUCUGUUAACAACAUUGAUUUGUCAUAUGUACAUUCACUGCAACAGAAACAUUCACCCCAAAAAUCAAUAUCAACACUCAACGCAAGAAGAAGAAGCUCGAUAUACCAGCCAGUAAACGAUUUUAGAGUGUCUACUACUAAUCUACCAAAAGCAGAUUGUCCAAUUGAUGAUCUUCAAGCGCCAUCAGAUUUAGAAUCGUUUGAUAUCAAAGAAGAAGAUGGUAAUUUCGGUAGUUCCUUGAGUUUCCAUGCAGAAACGGAAUAUUCUGGAAUGGACACGGGGUUGAGUGAAUACGAUAGGGAAAAGCUCUCGAUUCUUCUUAACCGACAGCAGAUCCACAAUAAGUAA